This is a messenger RNA of Rubroshorea leprosula, 726 nucleotides long. NCBI's taxonomy places the organism in Eukaryota, Viridiplantae, Streptophyta, Magnoliopsida, Malvales, Dipterocarpaceae. The record is from the annotation of a GenBank genome assembly.
GGCAGAGACGCCGCGGCCCUCGCCCGAGCCCUAAUUCACCCAACGUUUUUUACUUGUAGCAGCGCCCCAUUUUCUUCUUCCACUGAAGUCCCUCUUCCCUCGAUUCCGCACUGUCCGACUGCCUUUGCUUCAACCCCUAGCUCUCUUCUUCCUCGCCGACAAUGAAGCUCGUCAGGUUCUUGAUGAAGUUGAACAACGAGACCGUGUCUAUUGAGCUCAAGAACGGAACUGUUGUUCACGGCACCAUCACAGGUGUGGAUGUAAGUAUGAACACACAUCUGAAAACAGUGAAACUUACACUUAAGGGGAAAAAUCCAGUGAGUUUGGAUCACCUUAGUGUGAGGGGUAACAACAUUCGCUAUUAUAUCCUGCCUGACAGCCUGAAUCUUGAGACACUGCUGGUUGAAGAGACACCCAGGGUGAAACCCAAGAAGGCAACAGCUGGGAGACCAGUGGGACGUGGUCGGGGUCGUGGCCGUGGCCGUGGACGUGGAAGAGGCCGUUAGAUAUCCUGCCAUCCUGUCCGAAUUUUUGUAAGACCUGGAUAUAUAAACACCAUUUGUAGUAGGGAGGUUAUGUUGAUCUAUGGAACCUUUGAAGGAGUGUCUGCUAGGUUUUUUCUUUACUAUUUGCCUUAUGAUGCUUAAUCUUGAUCAUGAAUUCAGAAUUUUCAACCAUCAUGUUAAUUUCUUACAAAGCUAUCAAAAAUGAAUCAAAAAUUGAUCU